UCGGGGCGCCGCUGGUCCCGGCCCGCCGCGUUCCCGGAGCUGCCAUGGGCAAGGUGAACGCCGCCAAGCUGCGCUACCUGAGCCGCGAUGACUUCCGAGUCCUGACGGCGGUUGAAAUGGGCAUGAAGAAUCAUGAAAUAGUUCCCUGCAGUUUGAUUGCAUCCAUAGCCAGCCUCAAACAUGGUGGCUGUAAUAAAGUUUUAAGAGAAUUAGUGAAACAUAAACUCAUUGCUUGGGAACGUACCAAAACUGUGCAGGGCUAUCGGCUGACAAACGCAGGCUACGAUUACCUGGCAUUGAAAACUCUCGCCGCUAGACAAGUCGUCGAGUCUGUGGGAAACCAAAUAGGCGUUGGCAAAGAAUCUGAUAUUUACAUUAUUGCUGAUGAAAAAGGCCAGCAGUUUGCAUUAAAGCUUCACAGGCUGGGAAGGACCUCGUUUCGGAACCUGAAAAACAAGCGUGAUUACCAUAAACACAGGCAUAACGUGUCUUGGCUUUACUUAUCUCGUCUCUCUGCAAUGAAAGAAUUUGCCUAUAUGAAGGCAUUACAUGAGAGGGGUUUUCCAGUUCCAAAGCCAGUUGAUUAUAACCGCCAUGCUGUGGUCAUGGAACUCAUAAGUGGUUACCCUCUAUGUCAGAUACACCAGGUUGAAGAUCCUGCAUCAGUAUAUGAUGAAGCUAUGGAGCUAAUUGUCAAGCUGGCGAAUCAUGGGCUGAUUCAUGGAGACUUCAAUGAAUUCAAUCUCAUUUUGGAUGAAGAGGACCACAUCACCAUGAUUGAUUUUCCGCAGAUGGUCUCGACUUCUCAUCCCAACGCAGAAUGGUAUUUUGACAGAGAUGUUAAGUGCAUUCGAGAUUUCUUCAUGAAGCGCUUCAACUAUGAAAGCGAGCUUUACCCAACUUUCAGUGAUAUCAAGAGGGAGGACUCUCUGGACAUUGAGGUCUCUGCCAGCGGCUAUACAAAGGAAAUGCAAGCGGAUGACGGGCUGCUUGACCCAGCGGGCCCCGACGAGGAGUCCCAGGAUGCAGGGGAUGGAGCUGGCUCCUCGCUGUCCGAGGAAGAAGCACCCGGAGCAGAGGACGGAAGGAUGCCACACUCUGUGGCUGCCUCAGUUGGCCAUGGGCUCGGGUCCUCAGGGGCCUGGGACCUCCCGGAGGAAGAGGCAGAGCACCCUGGCGCACAGGCUUUCAGAAUGACCAAGCUCAGUCAGGCGCUAGGCGAGAUGAAAGAGCAGGUUGCAGAAAGCACUUCUCUGGCUGAGUUCUCCAAGGAGAAACAGACAGGUGACAACAACGAUGACCUGGCUGCGGGCUCCGAUGAGUGCGGAGACAUGUGCCCUCAGCUCAUUGCCCUGCACCCGCCCCUGGAGCCCGGGCUGCUCAGAGAUGAAGAUAUAGAAAAUGUUCACCAGUCUCGAACACGAACUCUGAGUGUCACUUCUGCAGGCAGUGUUUUAAGCUGUUCAACCAUUCCUCCGGAACUGGUAAAACAAAAGGUGAAACGCCAGUUGACCAGACAGCAAAAAGCAGCUGCCAGACGUCGGUUGCAGAAAGGGGAAGCGAAUGUAUUCACCAAACAACGAAGAGAAAACAUGCAAAAUAUAAAAUCAAGCUUAGAAGCAGCCAACUUUUGGGGAGAUUAAUAUGUUUAUGUCAUGACUAUUUCUGUAUAUAUAUAUUUUUAAUCCUUCCAGAGCAUCCCUUAAUAAACUCUUAUACAUUUGA
This is a messenger RNA of Sorex fumeus (smoky shrew), 1725 nucleotides long. It is a transcript of the gene RIOK2, whose product is annotated as RIO kinase 2. Gene Ontology annotation, molecular function: ATP binding; protein serine/threonine kinase activity. The record is from RefSeq and is a predicted model, not a curated record. NCBI's taxonomy places the organism in Eukaryota, Metazoa, Chordata, Mammalia, Eulipotyphla, Soricidae. Gene Ontology annotation, biological process: protein phosphorylation; maturation of SSU-rRNA. Gene Ontology annotation, cellular component: preribosome, small subunit precursor; nucleus; cytosol. The transcript has 10 exons. Bases 45 to 1643 code for a protein of 532 amino acids.